CCGGAGACCAAAAUCGUAAAUCAAUUGAAGGUCAUCAUGAUAAAUCAAUUGAAGGACAAAUAUGAAAGGUCCUCAUUCUCGUUCAUAAACGAUCGCCGCCGAGAAAUUCAACCAAAAAAUGGCAGAAUCUGCGGGAAACAGAUGUGCGGUUGUAACAGGGGCAAACAAAGGGAUAGGAUUUGAAAUUUGCAAGCAAUUGGCAUCAAAUGGAGUGAAAGUUGUGUUGACUUCUAGAGAUGAAAAAAGAGGGAUCGAUGCUCUUGACAAAUUCAAAGGAACUCAUCUUUCUGAUCUUGUUAUAUUUCAUCAGCUUGAUGUUACAGAUCCUGCAAGUGUAGCUUCCUUGGCUCAAUUUGUGAAAAAACAAUUCGGAAAGCUUGAUAUAUUGGUGAACAAUUCUGGGAUUGGUGGAGUUAUGAGAAAUGAAGAAGCUUUUAAAGCUUCAAGAGCCGAGGCAACAGGAAGUCAAAUCGAUUGGAAUAAGAUACUGAUUCAGUCCAAUGAGUUGGCUGUAGAAUGUCUGGAAACAAACUACUAUGGAGCAAAAAGAAUGGUUGAACAUUUCAUUCCACUUUUAGAAUUAUCAGAUUCACCAAGGAUUGUAAAUGUCUCCUCCUCCAUGGGAAAGUUAAAGGAUUUGAAGAAUGAAUGGGCUAAAGGGAUACUGAGUGAUGUUGAGAACUUAACAGAAGAGAAAAUAGAUGAAGUGCUUAAUCAGUAUCUGAAUGAUUUCAAAGAGGGGUUGUUGGAAAGCAAAGGGUGGCCCACUACAUUGUCAGCAUAUAUGAUUUCAAAAAUAGCCAUGAAUGGUUACACGAGAAUAUUGGGGAAAAAACACACAAGUUUUUGCAUCAAUUGUGUGUGUCCAGGAUAUGUUAAGACAGAUAUUAACUAUAAUAAUGGCAUAUUAAGUACUGAAGAAGGUGCUAAAACCCCAGUUAAGGUUGCAUUGUUUCCGGAUGGUGGUCCUACCGGAUGUUUCUUUGAUAGAAAUGGUGUCACAUCCUUCUAAUGAAGAUAUACAUAAGAGUAAAUUACAGUUUUGGUCCCUGUGUCUAGCGACUUUUUGCAAUUUUAGUCCCAAAUGGUUUUCACUUGCAAUUUUGGUUCGUGCUCCAAGUGUUUGUAAUGUUGUUGUUGUUGGU
This is a messenger RNA of Lactuca saligna, 1145 nucleotides long. Lineage: Eukaryota; Viridiplantae; Streptophyta; Magnoliopsida; Asterales; Asteraceae. The record is from the annotation of a GenBank genome assembly.